Messenger RNA from Oryza sativa Japonica Group (Japanese rice), 850 nucleotides. Its product is annotated as glutathione S-transferase 1. Gene Ontology annotation, cellular component: cytoplasm. Gene Ontology annotation, biological process: glutathione metabolic process. Gene Ontology annotation, molecular function: glutathione transferase activity; glutathione binding. The record is from RefSeq and is a predicted model, not a curated record. Lineage: Eukaryota; Viridiplantae; Streptophyta; Magnoliopsida; Poales; Poaceae.
CUUAAGCUGUCAUCUAUCACCAAUUCAUAGCUUCCAACAUUUUCAUUUCAUUCGUAAUCAGGUUUUCCACAGGGAGAUGGCAAUGAAGGUGUAUGGGCUGCCAAUGUCGACCAAUGUAGCCCGCGUACUGGUGUGUUUGGAGGAAGCUGGGGAACAAUAUGAAGUUGUUCCGAUUGAUUUCUCAAUUGCUGAGCACAAGAGCCCAGAGCAUACUUCACGUAAUCCAUUUGGUCAAGUCCCAGCUCUUCAGGAUGGUGAUUUAAUUCUUUUUGAGUCACGUGCAAUUUCGAAGUACGUGCUUCGUAAGAACAACUCUGAACUCCUGAAGGAGCACAACCUUUCUGACGCUGCCAAGGUUGAUGUGUGGCUGGAAGCUGAGUCACACCAUUUCGAUGAGCCCAUGUCCGUGGUCAUCUACCAAUGCCUCAUCCUCCCUGUGUAUUUCGGUGGACAAACCGAUGCGAAGGUUGUGGAAGAGAAUCUGGAGAAGCUCAAGAAGACAUUUCAGGUGUAUGAAGAGCGUCUGUGCAAGUUCAGGUACUUAGCUGGAGACUUCCUGAGCCUUGCGGAUCUGAGCCAUUUCCCAACUGCGUACUACCUGCUGGCCACCCCUCAUGCUGCUAUGCUCGAUGAGUUCCCUCUUGUGAAGGCUUGGAUCGAUGGCAUGUUGGCCAGGCCGUCUGUCAAGAAGGUCAUAGAGAUGAUGAAGGCAACUGCCUAGAAAAAAAAUAAAUCGUGUUGCUUGUUGUGAUGAUCCUUGUGAUCUCUCUAAAAUGAUGUUGUCUGAGAGGAAGUGAUUGAAUAAAAACAUGGAGCAGGAAUUAUGUUUGGGCGGUUUGCUUCAUAAGUA